Messenger RNA from Vollenhovia emeryi, 1219 nucleotides. RefSeq names its product ribonuclease P protein subunit p40-like. Gene Ontology annotation, molecular function: ribonuclease P activity; ribonuclease MRP activity. The coding region runs from base 141 to 1208 and encodes 355 amino acids. The record is from RefSeq and is a predicted model, not a curated record. The transcript has 6 exons. Gene Ontology annotation, biological process: tRNA 5'-leader removal; tRNA 3'-end processing; endonucleolytic cleavage in ITS1 to separate SSU-rRNA from 5.8S rRNA and LSU-rRNA from tricistronic rRNA transcript (SSU-rRNA, 5.8S rRNA, LSU-rRNA). Gene Ontology annotation, cellular component: ribonuclease MRP complex; multimeric ribonuclease P complex. Lineage: Eukaryota; Metazoa; Arthropoda; Insecta; Hymenoptera; Formicidae.
GGCGCUUGUGCUACUUAGUGUAAGUUCGUCUAUAUCAAUGGAAGAAGAAAUUAGGUUAGGUUAGGUUGGGUUAGGUACGCUACGAGGCAACACGUGGUCCAUGCCGUCCAUGGCGUCCAUAGCUCUGGGAUAGAGGAAACAUGCUGUCUCCGGAGGCGUGGAAUUUCCAUACGCCGUCGCCCUACACCUCCUUGGGGACGGUGGAUUAUAGGAAGGACGUGCCCGCGGUAGUCAAGACCCAUUACUACAAUCAUUCGGUGUCUGUGGUACUUCCCGACUCCGCGACUGUGCCUCAAAGGUUACGGGACUGCCUGUCGGAGGACACGAGUUACUACCGAAUAAACCAGCUGCGCGCCAGUGACCUCGUAAACGCCGAGUUCAUCGAGGCCUUUGUUAAGAAGGGAGAGAUCAAUCUCAUGGCGAUAGAGACUAAAAUAGACUUGCAGAAUUCCAUUUGUCUAACUCCGACUGGAUGCUUGAUACUCUCUUUGCUGGCAGAUGAUUACAAUGCACUUGGUUUAGACGGGACACCCUCUGUCUUCGGCCGCAAACCUCACACACGCUACAUAGUGAGGAUCGAUUUAAAAGACGAAAAUUUCAUUCCUGGUAAAAAGAAAUACGAAAGUGUUCGAACAGCAUUGGAAGAACGACUCAAACAGACGUUUGAUGUUAUAGUAUCGUGGGAUUCUCCAGGCGUCAGCGUGUGUCCGUCGUCUGUAGCAGCGUGGUUUCACGAGCGCAAGUACGUCGUCCGUGUCUGCUGUCAGAAACUUUUCCAUAGGACGAAAUAUUCGGUAGAGGUUCCUACUUACAAAGACAAAGGCAAUGAGUGUGACAAGAACUUCUUCGAAUGGCUUGGCGUCUUCAGCAUCGAAGGCGAUAUAUCUGAAGGAGACGAGGACUAUGCAAACACAUACCAGUGUUCCUUGCCUUCCGUACAUAUCGGACAGGUGCAAUAUUUACAAUGGACUGGAUUCUUUUCGCGGAAGAAGAUACAAGAAGUGUAUAAUGUGUUAAAAAAAUAUGUAUUAUCGCGAAAAAGUUUACUGUGGGUUAGCUUGGACGUACAAGGAUUUGCGGACAGUCCUAUUAGUUUCGAUUUGAAAGAGCACACAUUUUACACUGACGGAGACAACAGUUACACUAUUGUAUUUCGAAAUAACGGUGAAGCUGUUGUACGAGGAAACUUAAGUUCUAAUAAAAGAUAAGAUAUCAUAUA